Messenger RNA from Spea bombifrons (plains spadefoot toad), 1230 nucleotides. RefSeq names its product RAB8A, member RAS oncogene family (gene RAB8A). Gene Ontology annotation, cellular component: dendritic spine; endosome; plasma membrane. Gene Ontology annotation, biological process: neurotransmitter receptor transport to postsynaptic membrane; protein localization to plasma membrane; regulation of exocytosis. The record is from RefSeq and is a predicted model, not a curated record. The transcript is spliced from 8 exons. NCBI's taxonomy places the organism in Eukaryota, Metazoa, Chordata, Amphibia, Anura, Pelobatidae. The coding region runs from base 62 to 685 and encodes 207 amino acids. Gene Ontology annotation, molecular function: GTPase activity; GTP binding.
UGAUGCAAGCAACAGCCAAUAGUGUUCUCGUACUGGUAUUUCCUGUAUAGUAGUUUUUAAUAUGGCGAAGACUUACGAUUAUUUGUUUAAACUGCUUCUAAUCGGAGAUUCUGGAGUCGGGAAGACUUGCGUAUUAUUCAGGUUCUCAGAAGAUGCUUUCAACUCCACCUUUAUAUCCACCAUAGGUAUUGACUUUAAAAUCAGAACUAUAGAAUUAGACGGAAAAAGAAUUAAACUACAGAUAUGGGAUACAGCUGGGCAAGAGAGGUUUCGAACAAUCACCACUGCAUAUUACCGUGGAGCAAUGGGCAUUAUGCUGGUAUAUGAUAUUACCAAUGAGAAAUCCUUUGACAACAUAAAGAACUGGAUCCGAAAUAUUGAAGAGCAUGCAUCAGCCGAUGUUGAGAAAAUGAUCCUGGGCAACAAAUGUGAUGUCAAUGAAAAACGUCAAGUUUCCAAAGAGAAGGGUGAAAAGUUGGCUCUAGAGUAUGGAAUAAAGUUCAUGGAGACUAGUGCAAAAGCAAAUAUCAAUGUCGAAAAUGCAUUUUUUACAUUGGCAAGAGACAUCAAAGCAAAAAUGGACAAGAAAAUGGAGGGGAAUAGUCCUCAGGGGAGCAACCAAGGAGUCAAAAUCACCCCAGACCAACAAAAGAAAAGCAGUUUCUUCAGAUGUGUCCUUCUGUGAGGAACAUCGCCUUAAUGGAGUUGUGCACUCCAACUAACUGAACUGUGCCUGUAUUGGAAUUCCCAUCGUCUUUGCAGAGGCAACACCUUAAACCACCAGCUCUGUCACUCUCCGGCAUUCUGAGCGUGACAGGCACUGUCUACCAUAGUAACUGUUUCAUCUAGAAGUUCUGAAUUUGUACAUUUCUUCAUUGGGUUUGUUAUUUUGUCAUUCUGUUUGGCCAACUAUAACCAUUUGACCCAUCUGAUUUUUUUUUUUCUUUAAUUUAAAGUCCAAUAGUAACAGUUCCACAUAUUCAUUCAGAACCAUAUUUUGAUUUACACAUCAUUUUUGUUAACCAAAAUAUUCUGUACCGUUUGACAUGGGUACAUACAUAAUAAUCUGUACACAGUGUGUGUAUUGUAUAUUAGUAUACAUCCACACAAGCACACAUGUAUGUAUCUAUAUAUAUGCACCUUUCAAUUACAUUCCAAAACGAGUCUUCCUCUUCAUAUCAAAGAUAUUGGUAGACACCAAAAUAAAUUCCUUUUUUGCUUUAAAUUAAA